Molecule: messenger RNA, 711 nt
Organism: Alternaria conjuncta
Lineage: Eukaryota; Fungi; Ascomycota; Dothideomycetes; Pleosporales; Pleosporaceae
Exons: 1
Coding region: 1-711 (236 amino acids)
Source: RefSeq, a predicted model, not a curated record
AUGUCGAUUCUACAUCUUCCAGAACCACUGCCAUCAACAUCCAUCGCCCUCGGGCAAAUCACUACCAAUCCUUUAAGCGCUCCUUCCGACUCCAUCAAGCCCUCAAUACCUUCAGAAUACAUACGAAAGGCAGCCUCUUCGAAAAAAGAAGACGCAGAGCUCACAGCUCAACUUACCCUGACCGACCCGUCACAACUCUUCGACACCUUACGCAACGACACCAGCACACAAGACUCCCUCCGCAAGCUAUCGCAACAAAACGCGCCCAUCUACUUCGUCACCGGCCUCCAAACUUCCAAAUUCCCAAGCCACAAGCGUGCGACUGUGUCACACGAGCCCAUAACCGAGGCUACGGAAACCCCGCAAACACAACAAGUCCAACUACCCUUCCGCCGGAUAGACUCGGCAUCCAACAUGGCCUCCCCUGGCGAAGAAGGUUCGGUCGUCGCAGUCGAGCUACUGAAGGUAAAAUGCCGCAUUGGCGCUGUGAAUGAACCACAUUGUAUUUCGGAUGUGGACUAUGUAUGGAGCUACCAUGCGCUUGAUGGUGAAGACGAGGAUUUGCAGUUGUCUAUUGGGCUGGGGAAAGCUGUGGAGGAACGGGAGUGGAAGGAGUUGACGGAUAGUAAAGAAGAGCGGGUGGAGAGAGAAGCUGAUCAUAACUGGUCUUAUGACUACGAAGACAGCGACGAUGGUCUUGGUGGGUUUUGA